Messenger RNA from Nicotiana tabacum (common tobacco), 831 nucleotides. Lineage: Eukaryota; Viridiplantae; Streptophyta; Magnoliopsida; Solanales; Solanaceae. The record is from RefSeq and is a predicted model, not a curated record.
AUGACUUGCGUCAAGACAGUUAAUUACUCUAUUAUGCUUAAUGGGGAAUCUAUGGAACCCUUUAAUGCAGCUAGAAGCCUGAAGCAAGGGGAUCCAAUAUCUCUUUUUCUCUUUGCUAUUGCUAUGGAAUACUUGAGUAGGCUGCUUAAUGGACUGAAGGAAGAGAAAGGUUAUAAAUUUCACCCAAGAUGUGGGAAGCUGGGCAUUACUCACCUGAGUUUUGCUGAUGACCUGUUGUUAUUUGCCAGAGGGGACAAAAACUCCAUUCAAAAACUGCAAGCUUGUUUUGCAACUUUCUCAGAAGCAUCAGGGAUGAAGGCUAAUAUGGCUAAGAGUAUAGUGUAUUGUGGAGGCAUCAACACUAAGGAGAAGGCUGAAAUAAUACAACUGCUGGGCCACAGUCUAGGAAAACUGCCUUUUAAAUAUCUAGGAGUUCCACUUGACACAAAGAAGUUGACUGUGGUGCAAUGGCAGCCGCUUAUUGGGAGAAUAGUGUCUAAGAUUACAUCUUGGACUACAAAAAAGCUGUCAUAUGCCAGAAGAAUUCAGCUGGUGCAAUCAGUGAUUUUUGGCAUGCAAUCAUAUUGGUCACAAAUCUUCACAUUACCAGUUAAAGUCACAAAACUAAUAGAAGCUUAUUGCAGAAGCUAUAUGUGGUCGGGGAGGAAUGAGAUCACUAGGAAAGCAUUAAUUGCCUGGGAGAAGAUAUGUCAACCUAAAGCAGCAUGUGGACUCAAUCGACACAACCUACAGAUAUGGAAUAAGGCAGCAAUUGCAAAGACAUAUUGGGAUCUUAGCCAAAAACGUAUUACAUCAAAGGGCAAAAUGUAG